Messenger RNA from Cucurbita pepo subsp. pepo (vegetable marrow), 1606 nucleotides. The record is from RefSeq and is a predicted model, not a curated record. Lineage: Eukaryota; Viridiplantae; Streptophyta; Magnoliopsida; Cucurbitales; Cucurbitaceae.
UGCAGUAGCUCCAGAUCGAUACUUCAAUCACGUGAUCGAGACCUAUACACUCCAUCCCUUCGUAUGGUUACAGGUCCAGUCCUUGUCGGGAGCAGAAGUAGUAGACAUGAUGGACAUUCAGGGAGGAGAAGUCUUGAAUGAAGUGAAAAGACAGUUGCUGUUGGCCGGGCCUUUAUUUUCUAUUGGUCUGUUACAAUACAGUUUACAGAUAAUUUCUUUGAUGUUUGUGGGUCAUCUUGGUGAAUUGGCUCUGGCUGCAGCUUCAAUGGCAACUUCUUUCGUUUCAGUCACAGGUUUUAGCUUGCUGAUGGGUAUGGCUAGUGCAUUGGAUACCUUAUGUGGGCAGUCAUUCGGCGCAAAGCGAUAUCAUAUGCUAGGACUACAUACUCAAUGUGCAAUGUUCGUCCUCUUAGUUGUCAGCAUAUUUCUUGUCAUUAUUACAUCAAACACCAAAAUGAUUCUAAUUGCAUUGCACCAAGAUCAGGACAUCUCCAAAGGAGCUGGAUUAUACGCCCGUUACAUGAUCCCGAGCGUUGUCGCAUACGGUCAGCUUCAAUGCCUAGUGAAAUUCUUACAAACUCAAAACAUUGUCUUUCCCAUGGUACUAAGUUCUGGUAUAGCAGCUUUAAUCCACAUCUUAUUAUGCUGGAUAUUGGUUUUCGAAUUCGAACUGCGAAUUAGAGGAACCGCUCUGGCGAAUUCGAUCUCGUAUUGGAUCAAUGUAUGUCUGAUAGCACUCUAUGUUAAGAUCUCUUCUUGUUGCUCAGAAACAUGGACAGGUUUUACAGUUGAUGCCUUGCAUAAUGUGCUUGCUUUCCUUAGGAUUUCAGUUCCUUCAGCUCUUAUGCUGUGCUUGAAAGUUUGGACAUUUGAAAUGGUGGUUAUCUUGUCUGGUCUUCUGCCUAACCCCAAGCUGGAAACUUCAGUACUUUCUAUCUGCCUUAAUAUAUUUGGAUUGUUCUGGAUGAUUUCUUUUGGACUUAGUGCUGCUGUAAGUAUUCGGGUGUCGAACGAGUUGGGGGCUGGACGUCCACGAGCAGCACGUAUGGCAGCGUAUGUUGCAUUAGUCAUGGUGGUUGUAGAAGGUGUUCUGGUAGGAGUUCUUAUGGUUCUGCUUCGCGAUGUUUGGGGUCGAGUUUAUAGUGAAGAAGAAGAAGUUGUGAGAUACCUUGCAACUAUGAUGCCGACUGUAGCGGUUUCCAGCUUCUUUGAUGGUGUUCAGAGCGUUCUUUCAGGAGUUGCUAGAGGAUGUGGUUGGCAGAAAAUGGGUGCAUAUAUCAAUCUGGCUUCGUUUUACCUAGUGGGAAUUCCCUGCUCCAUAACUUUAGCUUUUGUCUUAGACAUGAAGGGGAAGGGACUCUGGUUAGGUGUUGUAUCUGCUUUUCUAGUCCAAGUGGUGUUCUUCCUUGGAAUAACAGUUCGCACAAACUGGGACAAACAGGUGACCCUUGAGCACUGUUCAUUGCUUGAUCUGAAUCUUCUCGCUCACAAUUCGCAUCUGUUUAACUUCAUCUUCCUUUCAGGCUGAAGAGGCUUCGAACCGGGGCCGGGAUUACACGGUCCCUCUGUAUGUGGAGCAAGACUAGAACAUCCUCGACAUUGCUGA